Osmerus eperlanus (European smelt) is the source of this 1916-nucleotide messenger RNA. RefSeq lists its product as uncharacterized. Lineage: Eukaryota; Metazoa; Chordata; Actinopteri; Osmeriformes; Osmeridae. Gene Ontology annotation, molecular function: metal ion binding. The record is from RefSeq and is a predicted model, not a curated record. The transcript is spliced from 2 exons. Bases 416 to 1156 code for a protein of 246 amino acids.
CAGCUCUAAAGUGUGGUCCCAAAUCCAUCUUAAAGGCACAUGCAAAACCUAUUUGAUUCAAUAGAUUAAAAUGUCAGAUGUGCUUGAGCUCGUAGGAAACCUAUUUGUUUGAUUCGGAACACAUUAUGCUCCACGUGAAAUAUAGCCUACCGCCGGCACAGUAGAGGGCACUGCAUCUUUCAGAAAAACAAUCCCAGAAGCCUGGCCAGCCAAUCAGCCUGGUUUUUGGUAGCUAUUAGCUAGUGUUUACAGCUAGCAGUUGUAGCAGGUUAUACAUUCGCCACCACAGUUAUUAAUGAUUGAUUCUUAAAAUAUAUCUAUGCAGAGUCACGACCAUUGUCAAACAUAAAAUUUCUGCGUCUGUCUAACUGAACACAGAGAGGAACCAACACAACAGUGUUGGCCAGCAGUGGACAUGAAUUCACUUGUCGGCUACGGAGUAUCCUCAAACUCCGAGAGCGAUGGAGAUUCAGGGGACGAUGGACUCAAAUUUACCAGUAGGCUCACUGAUGAACUCAAAGAAGGUGUCCAAAAGCAUCGCAACUUCCUCCUGGAGUCAGGGUCAGCCUCCAGCGAGUCAGACGAUGAGUUAGACCCAGAGGAAGAGCUGCGUCCUGAGCUGCCAAGUGUGUCUUCCCUGGUUACACAGCCACCUAUCUCCUCCCAUGUCCCAAUCCCCUCCCCCAGCUUCCUCGCUCCUAAACUGCCCCCUCCUCCUCUCGGCGCCUCGACGCGGAGCAGCGUGUUCGCCAACCCCUUCAAGGCGCAGGCUGACCAGAAGCUCCACGCACUGCAAAAGCAUGUCCCCCUCACCCUGCAGGCUAGGCCCUCACAGAUUGCUGGUAAGAGGAUGUGCGUGGCCUACAGGAAAGACGGCAGGUGUAGGUUUGGGAUCAAAUGCAAGUUUGCUCACGACAGCGACCUUCAGAGCUCUAUAAUUCCCGGCGACGAUGACCCACCCAGUGUGGAUGAUGCAGAGCCUGACCCAAACAGAGCGGGGCAACAGCCUCUCCACAACCAGGGGGGAGACAAGGAGACUGAGGGGCAGCAGGGGAAGAAAAGAAGGGUAGGACUGAGUAACACCCUGGUCCCUCCAAAACGAGCUAUGAAGAAUUACGCUAUGCAGAAGGAAAGAGAACGGGUCAAUUUGUCCUGAGGGGCAGGAUUAACUCAGGAUAACUCAGGACUAUUGUCAGCAAAACAGUUUUAUGUUAUUUGUAUUUGUGUGUUUGUAAAAAAGUUACCACUCACCAGUGCCAUUCCACAUUGUGACAGAUAAAUCUAUAACCACUGAUAGCGUUUGUUAAAUUACAGUUUAGAGAGUUUACCUCUGAAUCAAAAAUACAUAUUUUUCCUCUUAUCUAAAGUGCUAUUCAUCCAUCUAGAUUGUUUUGCAUUGAGUUUUGUAGAUAUCAGCCUUUGAGUUGUAUGCCUUCCUCCAAAUAAUAUGGAACUAGAUUGGGCUUGUUUUCUCUUUCUAGAAAUCAUAACUCAGUGAAUCAAGAUAAUCCACAGACCUUGUCUGACACAUUGCUGUUGAGUUUUUCAAAUGUAUUUAUUUUGGUGCUUUGAGCACCACAAGACAAGUCCAAUCUAUUUUCAUUUAUACUGAGAGAAGGCAGACAACUCUGUGGCUGCACUGGCUGGUAUCUCCAAAACUCUGUAACUCACACCAAAACCAUCUAGAUUUAUGAACAAUCUAGAAUUAUAAAUAGAACUACAGGCAAGAAGAAAAAUAUAACAUUUCGAUUUUGGGGUGAACUCUUCCUUUAAUGGAUAAUAUUGACCUCUUUUAAAUAUACAACUAUCAUACUGCUGUUUGAUGUCUAAGGAAAUUCUCAGUGUGGAUACUUUAUAAAGACUGGUUGAUAUGUAAUGUAAUAAUUUAUAAAUGGUAAAUAAAUGCCUUUAAUGUU